GGCAACGUGGAAAUAAGAAUUGGAAAAGUUUACUGAAGAGUAGAUUACCACGCCAUGCCUGUCCACGGCCACGGUAUGCUUUUUAAAAAUGAGGAAAAUGUCUAGUAUCCGGAAGACCAUCCUAUUGCAGGUUCUACCCCACCGAAGACUUUGCACCUUCAGUUUCCUCCGGAAGACACACUCACUUCUCCAGAUGCGGCGGUCACUGGUCCUUGCAAGUCGACCAAGAUGUCUUCACAGUCUGCAUGAUGCCUCUCAUUGUAUGGAAAAGAGCAGUGUGUACUCUCCAAAACAAUCCUGUGGCAAGGUUUUCCAAUCAGAAGGUCCUUGCUUGAAACAUGGAUCCCUCCCCUCUAACAUAUCCAGCGGAUGCACCACCCAAUCCUCCAGACAUUUUUCAAGUCAUACAAACUGCCUGAAUGAAUCCCGGAAGGAAGGGACAGAAGAUAGAUCUAUUUCUGAAGCGGCUAAUCAACCUAAGAGAGAAGGGGAGCUGCUGAAACACACUAAUCUGCUAAGAAGUCCCAAGCAGAGGUUUGUUCUCACCUCCAGCCUAGCACAAACUGUCAGGGAGCGCAUCUGGCCUGGUGAUAGUCUUAAGGAAGAGACUGCUACUAUUAUUACAGCUAAUGAAGGUCCAGGAUUCAUGUCAAGGGAGUUGCUGGACAACGGUGCAGCUAGGGUCCUAGGCCUCUGCAGACAUGAACAAUUUUGUGGUACUCUAGAGAAUAUCAGAAUGGAAACACCUGAUUGCUUCCAGUGGCAGCAUGCAGAUAUCUAUCAGAUGCAGUACAUAGGGGACAGGGACAUCCGACCACCGGUUGCAAGGAUAGAGGAUGUCUUUCAAGACAUUGAGUCAACCGCAUGGGAAGAAGAUAUUGGCCUGAAGGUGGUUGGAGCCUUGCCCCAGGACGGUGAGAGGAAGCACGCCUACGUCCUGGCCAGUCUUAUCCUGGAGAGGCUCUCCAUGUUCAGCUAUGGUCGCGUCCAACUCAACCUCUUCAUGAGCAAGAACUGUUACAAUACAUUGAUCCAUCCCCCUGGGAACAUGAAGAGCUACCGAGCCCUUUCAGCCCUCUACCAAGUUUCCUCAGACAUUAAACUCCUACAUAAUGAACCUAUGAUGUCUUUCAAGCUACCUCGCAAAACUAAACCAAAGUCAACUGCUGCUGUGGCUGUAGAGAAGCAGCUGGAGGACCUAUGUCUGGUCCAGAUCACACCCAGGAGAGAUCUCUUCAGCAGGCAUCAGAUGGAGCAGUGGGAGGCAUUCAUCUUCGUCUUCUUCGUCAGGCAGGCCCUGGCAAGACGGAAGGAGAGGCUGGAAAAAGUCAUCGAAGCUUGGGCCCCUGGCAGUACGGACGUGAUAACCGAGUUAGGGUACAACAGGAAGACGGUGACGGGAGACGUAAGCGGAGACGACCUCCUGGCCAUCUUCUGUCGCAUCUGCAAGCUGGACAACUUCAACGGGGCGUGGAUGGGGGAGGAGGUGAUGGGUUGGGCCUCUGGAAGACACCAGGAUAUGAACACCCUGGAACUGAGUCAGGCUCUAGGCUCUGUGCAUCUGACGUGAUGUCUGGUACGGGCCUUGUCAGAGGGAUCCGCUGUAGUAUCCGAUGGAUGAGGCUUUGAGGCUUUGGGAUAGAGGCACAGCUUACAGUACAUUCGUUAAUGAUGCCGGAUAGGAAUUUAACUUGCCUCAGGACGAGGUUAACACUCUUGUUCCUUCACCUGACAACUCAACAUUAGUCAAGUUGACUCAGGCAUGGCUCAAUUUGUCAUUAACAUGUCAAAAUAGUCCUUGCUUGCCGACAAGUCUUGACACCAAUGCACCAGAGUUGGAAACAAAGCCAAUAUGAUUGUGUCUUUUGAUAAGAAUUUCACAAUCCAUUACCGGGUACCUAAUACCCUGCAUAGGACUUAUUCAUUGUGAUUUUCUUGCCCGUUGCAUUUUGGUUAAAACAGACAAUGAUAUGAAUCUAAGGUGACCCCCCCCCCCCCCCUUCCUAUGAUUUCUCAGAACUUUUAUAAGUUUGAGAAGUAAAAACUAGACUCAAGACUUUUUGUGGUAAGGUUGAAAAUAAUAUAUACCGGUAUCUGAAAAUGUCGCACAAACUCUCGUGAAGUUUUUGUGGACUCCCAACUCGUCUUGUUCUAAAGCAAGUUAGGCAUGACCUUUGAGAGGUCAUGUGGACUUUUGCCACAUGUACAUUCCUAUCAUGUGCUGUGAGAAUGAUAAUUCAGGAUGACGCCUUUAUUAAAGAUGAGUGAUGAAUAGUGUGGUUGAAAGAGGAUAUGGUCGGAAAGUUCUCUGGCAGCUCUUUGUUUUGGGCUUUCCAGGUCUUUUCAUACAGAAUGUAAAGGGUUCCAUCAUGUUUGGCUUUCCUAUUAGGCUAAAUGAGUAAAACCAAUCUUUAGCCAGCAUUUUGUACUCUUGACCAAUCGAAAAUGAUCUGAUUUUGGUAUAACACACAUUUUCCAUAGACUUCAGGUGGAAUUAUCUCUGGCUUAAAAUUCAACGGAUCAAUAGCAAGACAUUUAGAGGAGGCGCGAUAGCUCAGUUGGCAGAGCAUUGGUCUCGUAAUCGGGCGACCCGGGUUCGAAACUAACUGCCCCUUGGUAAGGCAUUAAUCACUAUUACCAGGUCUCUCAGAGAGGACCUAAUGCUGUCGGUCCUCUGGUUGCUUACUAACAAGCACUUAUGCUUUCUUAUCAGUUAAGUAAAAUAACCACCACUACACACGUUCAGUCUUAUGAAAUUAUGUAGAACUUUCAAUUAAAUGAUUUGUAGUUGAGAAUGAGAUUUUGAAACUCAAUUAACAAGUACUGGGGAAUGAUCAAAAUGAAUUGGAUGGGAGAAACGGUUUACCUAAUAGUAUUUAUUUUUCAUGCUGGUUAUUUGUCUUUGAAUAUUUAUUCAUAAAAUAAUACUUCAGAGUGGGUUGGUCUUCAUCUGAAACUUUAAGAAAGGUUUCUUCUUAAUGACAAAGGAGAAAAGUAGAAAUAAAAAGGAAGAAAAACAGUAAAAGAGGAAUAUCGAACAUGUGAUUUGAGAAAUGAUAACUAUUUACUGCAAUAAUGUAGCUGUUUACUUGUGUGCUAUGAAACGGACUUCCAUUCAGUUCUGACAAAUUUAUAGUCUUAUGCAUUUCAUUUUCUGCCAUAUAUUUCUCUAAGCCCUUCUAGUGAUACCUACAAGUUUGUGUCCUAGAAUUUAAUAAAGUUAUAAUUAAAUAGAUUGAAUAUUUUACCAGAAGUUGCAUAAGAAUUCUACUGAGUUCAGUAAUGGAGAAAAUGUACAUUAUAUUCCAAAUAUCUAUUCUGAAAUGUCAUAUUUACAAUUUAUGAAUAAAAAUUUUUUUUAUAGAUGUAUAUUAUCAUACACAUUUCAUCAUUAAAAACGUGCAAGUGUUAUUAAUAGA
Molecule: messenger RNA, 3419 nt
Organism: Strongylocentrotus purpuratus (purple sea urchin)
Lineage: Eukaryota; Metazoa; Echinodermata; Echinoidea; Camarodonta; Strongylocentrotidae
Product: dimethyladenosine transferase 2, mitochondrial
Exons: 8
Coding region: 89-1570 (493 amino acids)
Biological process (GO): transcription initiation at mitochondrial promoter; rRNA methylation
Cellular component (GO): mitochondrial matrix
Molecular function (GO): mitochondrial transcription factor activity; rRNA (adenine-N6,N6-)-dimethyltransferase activity
Source: RefSeq, a predicted model, not a curated record